AUGCACCGCCUAGGCACCCUCGCUCACUCACAUCUACCUGCGCUCGGCACCUCGCUCACCGCAGCUGCCCAGGCCGCCACGGCGAUCGCCGCACCUGUCAUGCCUUCCUUGAGCGCAAACUCAUCCGACCCAUGGCAGUCACUCCACGUUCAUGUUCUACCUCUGUUCAACGGCGAGCCGCUUCGGGUGCCUAUCGAAGACCUCAAUCAGCUUGUCAAGCGACACAUCCAGGCGGUCGUCUCGCAGUCCCCGUCAAAAGCGCUCGCAGUCCUCGAGAACGACGCCUCAGAGCUCAUCGCGUCGGGCAUGGUCACUUUGAAUGCCAAGCUCGCGGAGAUUGACGAUGAGAAGCUCGUAGGACGCGUAGUCGAGCUUUGGGGGUUCUUUUGGGACCAAGUGUUGCCAUAUGUUGAAGGCGCCCUACUGCCCUUACAGACUGAGCCCCUGCUAUCUUCCCUGUAUCGGCACCCGAAAACACACAAACAAAACACCUCGCCUAUAUCAGGGACCAACGGCAAAGGCUCAAUAUCAUCCCUCGUGAUGCAGUCGAGCUCGCAGAUCGAUGUGCGGACCGUUGCCCUGCAGUCCUUCCGCGACCGCGUCAUCGACCCAGUGCACAAGCGAAUGAGUAAACGGAUCGAAGCGACGCGAGAAGACAGCAUCCCCGAAAGCCCAAUUUCGUCGCAGCCUCGGCUGCAGCAAAUGCUCCUCGUGCUCGUAUCGCAGCGCUCCCGCCGUCCGAUCUCCUUUUCCCUCACCCCUGAACCCCAAGAGCCAACGGCAGGCGAGGCCGCCGUGCAGCUUCUCUUGCGCGCUGUGCGCGUGCCCCUUGCACAGACUGGCCACGGCGCACGGCGUUCGAGUGGUGCGCCGUCGUUCCUUUCCGCAGGGCAGCCGCGCGACCGCCGGGGACGCAUCGCGCAGAAGCAUGAGCGACGCAGUAGCGGCGCGCGCCGCGAGAGCAUAGACGAGGAGGACGAAGGGAGCGACGGCGCGGGCAACCCUCCGCGCGCACGGUUCGCUGUCUUGGACGACGAGAUCAGACAGCAGAAGGACUUCCUAGACUCGCUCAGGAGUCCUGGUCCUGAGGCAACUCCCACGACCGGGGGAUGGGGUCUCGGUGUCACAGGCGAGGGAAAGGCUCAGGAAGAUGACGACGACGAUACUAUGGAUUGGGAUCAGGCGCAGGCUGUGGUUGAACGCAUGGUCGGUAUGAAUACCCUGCAGGAUUCCCGAAGGCGAGGCACAUAG
Molecule: messenger RNA, 1251 nt
Organism: Postia placenta MAD-698-R-SB12
Lineage: Eukaryota; Fungi; Basidiomycota; Agaricomycetes; Polyporales; Adustoporiaceae
Exons: 6
Coding region: 1-1251 (416 amino acids)
Biological process (GO): TORC2 signaling
Cellular component (GO): TORC2 complex
Source: RefSeq, a predicted model, not a curated record